Molecule: messenger RNA, 1758 nt
Organism: Hydatigera taeniaeformis
Lineage: Eukaryota; Metazoa; Platyhelminthes; Cestoda; Cyclophyllidea; Taeniidae
Source: the annotation of a GenBank genome assembly
AUGAUUGUGGAUGAGGUGCCUAAAGUUCCACCUGACUCAAAACGUCCCGCUGAUGAUGUCGACGUCAUGGAUACUGAACCCGACGCCCCUAUUCCCAAAAAAAUGAAGUCUUCACCAGCACAAAAACUCGACAUACCAUGCUUUAUUCCGACGCUGAAAGUCGAUGAUAUUGAGAAGACCGUGCCUUCAACUUUGUUGAAACAGGUGAAGCUUGCCCUGAGAUGUCAUCUCAGCCCUUUGAAUCUGCCGGAAGUUUGGCCCACAGUGUUGAUCAACGGCCCGCCUUUUUGUGGAAAAACCACACUUAUCAAGGCCAUCGCAGGGACUCUUCAGGUAAAUUAUCUCUCUGUUGCUGUAGGCCUCGUUACUCCAACUAUUCGUACCUGGCGCGAAAUUUUCAAUCAGGCUAAGACUAAUUCGCCCUGUAUUCUUCAUAUUGAUGCCAUUGAUUGCAUGGAGAAACAUAAUUCCCCUGUUGGAGCCUUCCGCGUCACCUGUUUAUUGAAAAACGAACUCCUUACAGAAUGCAUUGGUACCGGUAUUGUGGUUGUUGGUGAAACUCGUAAACUUACGGCGAGCCUUCCGCAGGAUGUUACCGACCUAUUUACCCAUAGGUUUACCUUUGGUAUGAUGGAGGAAUCGUGUCGGUUAAGUCUCCUCUCUCGUUUUCUUAUGGACGAUGUUUCAACCCCAAACGACGAGGAUGUGCCUCCCAUACAAGAGAGUUCUCAGCUUACGUUGGCGAAGGAUCUUACCAUACGAGACAUUGCUCACCGCACACCAGGCUACGAAGCUGGCGACCUUGUUCGCCUAGUUCUUGCCCUUCGUAUGGAAUUAAUGGCUAGAUCAGAGGAAGAGGCAUCCAGGAUAGACGAGUGCAAGUCGUUCGGUCGAGUGACACGAGAUGUGUUGGACACGGCCUUGAAUCAAGUCACACCAGCAGCUAAAAAUACAGCGGAAUUUGUGACAAUUCCCGAUGUGACAUGGAAUGAUGUUGGUGGACUUGAGGAAACUAAAGUGCAUCUCAACAAUCAAUUUAUGGUACGUUUCCUUCAUCUUCUUAUAGACGACUGGGAGAGGGCGCAGGCACUGCGAAGGCGAUCUGGAGGUAUUUUGUUGGAAGGACCCCCCGGAUGUGGCAAGACACUGAUUGCCAAGGCCCUCUCCAACACUGCCGGGCUCAACUUUCUCUCUGUUAAGGGUCCGGAGGUUUUAAACAAGUUUCAAGGUGAAAGCGAGCGUCGAAUAAGGGAAAUAUUUGAGCGAGGACGAGCAUGUCAACCUUGUCUCAUCUUUUUUGACGAAAUCGACGCUAUUUGUCCACGACGAGAUGGUGAUGAAGCCUCAGGUAGCCGAGUCAGUGUGGUGAAUCAGUUAUUAGUGGAAUUGGAUGGAAUCGACAAGUAUCGACAGGCGAGGGUGUUUGUGGUGGGGGCGACAAACAGGAAGGACAUGAUCGAUGAAGCAGUUUUGAGAUCAGGGCGCUUGGGUCUGCAUUUGUAUGUCCCACCUCCGGCGUCACAGCGUGAGAGAGCUGACGUUCUCUCCGCGUGUACUCGUGAAGCUACUGCUCCAAGAAUUGAGGGCGGAAUGGAUGUGUUGCAACGUGUUGCAGCCGACCGUCGAACUGAAGGAAUGAGUGGUGCGGAUUUGGAAAAUCUACUGGAAAUGGCAAAACUAAAAGCUCAGUUGGCGAAGAGAGAUUUCCUCGUUGAAGCUGAUUUGGAAACCGCUUUGAAUGAGUUGAAAAGGAGUUAG